Messenger RNA from Oikopleura dioica, 657 nucleotides. The record is from the annotation of a GenBank genome assembly. NCBI's taxonomy places the organism in Eukaryota, Metazoa, Chordata, Appendicularia, Copelata, Oikopleuridae.
AUGUCAGAGGAAGAAAGUAUUGGAAAGAGAUAUGUUGAUUGGAAGAAGCAUAUCCCAAAGGAGGAACCAGAGAUGUGUUUCAACAUGAAUUCAGCAGGAGGUAGCUAUGUGACAAUGGCUACUCGAAUUAGUAAAUUCAUCUACGAUGGGCAGAAAGUACAAAAAUGCGUUCGCUGUAAAGGUACAACUGACAUUAUGUGGCGACUCGACAAAUUCGACUUGUGUUCGGAAUGCUACGAGAAGCAUGAGCCUAAUUCACGAUUCUAUGCGAAGCCUUAUCGUAUUGGUGCGAAUUUCAGGUGCCCUUCAACUGAUGACGACAAAUGUCCUCCUGUGUCAUUCUUCGAAUGGAAAGAAGGUGUGUGCUGUGAAGAAGCAGUCCAUGAACAAAAUGAGUGGUUUUGGGAGGAAUGUCUUGAGGAAGAAAAUUUACAUGAUCGAUUUAUUCCAUCACAAAUAGCAGAGCUGAAGAAAAUCGAGGAUGAAACAAAAUUUCUCGAGCACGAAGCAGAAGUCGCAAAGAUCAAGUCCGAGUCGGCUGAAGCUAGGCUUGCUGCACACCUAAAAAAGAAACGAAUGGCCAAGCGUCGACUAUCUCGUAUUCUCAUCGAUGCUGGAAAGUCGCUCAUCGAAAAAGAAAACACCAAGAAGGGAUGA